AUAUGCAUCAUCUUCAUCCAUUUCUAUUCCUCCUCUCUUCAUUUUGAACAAAAAAUAUGCCUUUGACAUUACGAUCCUCAACUUCUUUCAUCAAUCUGAAAGACACCAAGAGCAUUAAGGCUCCUCUUCUUGAAGAUGUUCCACUUCCAGGCAUAAUCUCCUUUAAGCAAGUGAAGCUACCUAGCAAUAUCCGCUUUCGAAUAAGAAGCUCGAUACAUGAUACUCAUACAGAAAGAGGGAGUGAAAAGUUGGAGAAACUUCACUCUUCAUCUUGGAAUCACCACAAAAAUAACUUGAGAGUUCCUGUCUUUGUUAUGCUUCCGCUCGAUACGGUGAGUGUUGGAGGGAGUCUGAACAAAGCGCGAGCGAUGAACGCGAGUUUAAUGGCGUUGAAGAGUGCAGGAGUGGAAGGAGUUAUGGUGGAUGCUUGGUGGGGAUUGGUGGAGAAAGAUGGCCCUUUGAAAUACAACUGGGAAGGCUAUGCUGAGCUUGUGCAGAUGGUUCAAAAGCAUGGCUUGAAGCUGCAAGUAGUUAUGUCUUUUCAUCAGUGUGGAGGGAAUGUUGGAGAUUCUUGCAGCAUUCCUUUACCUCCAUGGGUGCUUGAAGAAAUAAGCAAAAACCCGGAUCUCGUUUACACUGACAGAUCAGGCAGGAGGAAUCCUGAAUACAUCUCAUUGGGGUGUGAUUCAUUACCUGUUCUCAAAGGAAGAACACCGAUCCAAGUUUACGCCGAUUACAUGAGGAGCUUUCGAGACCGAUUCAGAGACUACUUGGGAGAAGUUAUAGUGGAAAUUCAAGUUGGGGCUGGUCCAUGUGGGGAACUCAGAUAUCCAUCUUAUCCAGAGAGCAAUGGGACUUGGAGAUUUCCUGGAAUUGGAGAAUUCCAGUGUUAUGACAAGUACAUGAGAGCUUCCCUUGAAGCAGCAGCAGAGGCUGCAGGAAAAAGGGAGUGGGGAAGCAAUGGACCACAUGAUUCAGGUCAGUACAACCAGUUCCCUGAAGAUACAGGCUUCUUCAAAAGGGACGGAACAUGGAAGUCAGAAUACGGAAAGUUCUUCCUUGAAUGGUACUCGGGAAAGCUACUGCAGCACGGCGACAUGAUCCUAGCAGCUGCAAAAGGAAUUUUCCAAGGAACUGGUGCAAAACUAUCAGCAAAAGUAGCUGGGAUUCACUGGCAUUACCAGACUCAAUCCCAUGCUGCGGAGUUAACCGCCGGGUACUACAACACCCGACACCGAGAUGGUUACUCGCCUAUCGCAAAGAUGCUGGCUAAACAUGGAGCUGUGUUCAACUUCACUUGUAUGGAGAUGAAAGAUGGACAGCAGCCUAGCCAUGGAAAUUGCUCACCAGAAGGAUUGGUUGCACAAGUGAAGAUGGUUACAAAGGAUACUAAAACUGAACUUGCUGGUGAGAAUGCUUUGGAGAGGUAUGAUGGAGGAGCAUAUCACCAAAUUUUAGCCACAAGUAGAUCAGAAUCUGGGAAUGGAUUGGCUGCAUUCACUUACUUGAGGAUGAACAAGAACCUUUUUGAACCCCACAAUUGGAGAAACUUGGUCGAGUUCGUAAAGAGCAUGUCGGAGGGCGGUCGGAGCUCGAGACUUUCGGAAUCUGACAGCAGUGGCAGUGAUCUUCAUGUUCGGUUCAUCAAGGAGAAGAAAAUCAAGGAAGUUGCCAUGGCGUAGAAAUGGAAACAAGAACAUACAUAUGGUAGUGUGUUAUAGUUACAAGAUGAGAAGGAGAAAA
Molecule: messenger RNA, 1743 nt
Organism: Momordica charantia (bitter melon)
Lineage: Eukaryota; Viridiplantae; Streptophyta; Magnoliopsida; Cucurbitales; Cucurbitaceae
Gene: CT-BMY
Product: chloroplast beta-amylase
Biological process (GO): polysaccharide catabolic process
Molecular function (GO): beta-amylase activity
Source: RefSeq, a predicted model, not a curated record